UAACCAGGUCUAGGGUUUCCCACCCAGACAAAGCUGUGACGGCGGCGAGGACAAUCAAGGUUUUGCCGUGCCCGAUGGAGGGGGCGCUGAGGGGAUUCCUCCUCGGUAAGGGAGUGGACGAUGCGGAGGCCGACGGCGGGUGGAAGAAGUCGGAUAUGGUCCUCUUGGGGAAGGUGUCGACGGCAUUACAUUUGAAGAAGAUCGACGAGCUCGAAGAAGUCAAUCGGAAAAGGGCGAUGAUGAGCGCUAUCGAAGAUAGAGCGUUGGUGUUGGACGCUGAUGCGGAGCAAGCUAUUGAAUUUCGCAGGAGCUGGAUCGCUCAGUGGUCCGGCAACUACGGGUCAUUCGACGAUAUCACGCUAAUCGAUCCGAUGCGUUUUACAUAUGACCCUCCAAGCCCUGGUGCCAGGCCCUGCAAUACUCUAUUUUCUCAGUCUCGGUUGGAGCAAUAAGAGGUGACUUGCAUUGGCCGCUCGAUGUGUUUGGUAUGGUUGCUGUGAGGGACUCAGUUGAUCGAAAUCGCAACCUUCUCUUUUACCGUGCAAGGAACAACUACCAAACUCUUACUGAAAAGGAUCACUGUUUGUCACUGUCAGGUCCUAGCCGUGCUGUUGUGGUGUCAAACCCUGUGUCAGACCCAGUUAUGAUCGAGGUUGAGCUAAAAGUUAAGGGCAUUAAUGAAUCCAAGGAUAAAGACUUAAGCUUGCUCGCUGUGCUAUUAAAAUUCUCUGAUAAUGAGUGGGGUUCCUCAUGCCAGCACAUAAUUUAUAGUGUUUUCACUAGCAAGCUUAGCUCUCUACUGUUUACUUUUGGAGGUAUUGCUUUAUCAGUGGAGGCUACUAUAUUUAUCCGGGUGCUUGAUGGGUCUUGGCCACAUGGUUUUCAUGGUCAGUUUGCUGCUCAUACUUCCAGCAUUGAUCGUGAAAGAGUCAUCCUUCUUGAUUUUGGAGAUAACAAUGUUCCUGUUAAUGGUGAUGGUAUUAUGAAGCUUUCUCGUCAAGUUGUUUCCGUUGAAGUUAAUGGAAAGCUGAUUGUUUCAUUCAAAGCAUGGAAAGAUGAUGGGAAGGAAGUGGUAGGGAAGGCGACGUUAAAGCCUGCCAAAGCAGGUAGAAGCUAUCGCAAUCUUGGCUUUGGAUCCUGCAUCAUUGAAAUCCUUGUUGCUUGGUCACUCAUUUCACCUGACCCGGAACCCGACUAUUGAUGUGAUGCCUCGCUAUCAUGCUAUUCAGAACCUGUACUGUAGAUUUGGCAUUUUGUAGUAAGUAAUUUAUGAUGCUGGGAUAUGUUCGUAUUUGCUGCCUCCCUGGAGAAAGCUACCGUUUGCCCAAGUAUUAUUAU
Molecule: messenger RNA, 1338 nt
Organism: Setaria italica (foxtail millet)
Lineage: Eukaryota; Viridiplantae; Streptophyta; Magnoliopsida; Poales; Poaceae
Exons: 3
Coding region: 488-1201 (237 amino acids)
Source: RefSeq, a predicted model, not a curated record